Drosophila takahashii is the source of this 753-nucleotide messenger RNA. The record is from RefSeq and is a predicted model, not a curated record. Lineage: Eukaryota; Metazoa; Arthropoda; Insecta; Diptera; Drosophilidae.
AUGCGGAGUUUUGUGCCUUUUAUCUUCGUCCUGAAUUUCUUCGGUCCUUUGAGCGCCCUCCAGGAUAAUGAUUCUUCUACCUGCAAGCUAACCGAUGCUCCAAAUCAGUGUGGAGCAUUUUGCCUGUCCGCACUGCAUCCUCUCAUAGACAACAAUCACAAGAGCCAGAAGAAGUUAAAUCGGAUUGAGCAAGGAGUGGAGUUCCUAAAAAAUAUUUCCAAAGGACCACUUGGGGCUGUCAACUCGGAGAUCAAGAAUGAAUUGCUGCAGUUGCUGCUAAGCAAAAUGAAGGAUCAGGAGACCAAAUUGGAUGCACAAUUUCUGGCGCUGGAGAAAACCCUUCUGGAAACCCAUGCCGCUUUCUAUCACAAGAUUAUCUAUCCGAAGUUCGAGCGGAUUGGAUCUAGAUAUUUUUAUAUCGAACAUAAUAUCAAGAAAACCUGGGAUGAGGCUGCAGAAACAUGUCGUGGAAUGGGCGGCUAUUUGGCGGCUUUUAAAACCGAAGAGGAAUUCUCAACUAUAAUACAGAAACUUAGAAGAAAAUAUGUGUGGUACUGGACUGGCAUCAAAUAUUCGAAGGAAGAUGGACACUACAUAUCCACAGCCUCCGGGAAGCCUGCUGAAGUUCUUAAUUGGAUGGCGGAAGAGCCCAGCAAUAACGGUGCCUGCGUUGAAAUAGAUCACAGGGGGAUGGAUGAUAACGAUUGUGGUUAUAGAACCUAUUUUAUUUGCCAAUCAGAUAAUGAAACAUAA